CAAUAGUGAGUCGAGAACUAGGCACGCUGAUCGAGUCCGAAGUUGAUUCCGUGCGCAUGUUAAUUUGUUUAUGUUUAUUUAAAAACGGUGAAGAGAGCGUUUCAUGGAGGCUGUGCUGACACACCUGACCAACAUACUGGAGUUACUGGCCGUGUCUCAGACGGACCGCGUGAGUGAAUGGGACCGUCACACCACGCUCCGGGCGUUUCAGUGGGCUGAGUACUGCGAGCAGCUUCACUCCCGCUUCCAGUCCAACCCCGCGGUCCGCUCCGUGCUCGAGGCUGCUCUGAGCGACACCAACCGCCGCCUGCGGGAAACUCUGCCCUCGUGCUCUCCGGUCAUGUUCUCUGAACUGGCUCAGUGUCAGCACAUGCUGCUCGUUCAUUUACUCAGAAACCCUUCCGCGCCUAACUCCGUUAUCCGAAUGCUUUUUCCAGAUCCCAAAACUGCUGCACAGGAAUCUCUGUUUGAUCAAAACAGCCUAAUUACGUGUAAAUCAGCUUUUAAUCUGCUGUGCCGCACAUCGGACGGGACUAGUAGUGCUGGGUUACAGGCUGAGGCAGUGGUCAGAGGCACACUGCUCGGGGACCUCUUGAACUCUCUACUGAGUCGGACUGGGAAUGACGAGUAUGCGAGAACACUGCUGGAUUCCAUGCUUCUGGACAGCGCGGGAAAACCGGAAAGCCUCUAUGACGUCAUAGCAGCUGCGCUUCUUUCUCCUGAUGACGAAACGAGCGGCGUCACUCGGCGCUGUGUCCUCGCCUGGCUGCGAGAGCGCGAGGGGGGGUUGAGUGAAGUGUGCAGGUCUCUGUCCCCCGGGAUCUGUGCCGUGCUCUCCAGACAGUCUCCCGAAUUUAAACAGGCAUAUUGGGGUGUUCUGAAACAGUGGGCGUCCUGCUUGGAGUUUGACGUCUUGGAGAGUCUAUGGGUGCCGACAUCAGACGAGCCGGUCACCUUUAUGAAACUGACUGAUCGAUUCAAAGAUUUAUUAAAUUCGGGGCCACCGUUAAAAGAGGAGACAGAAGCUGAACUCAAAACACUCAAACGGGAAGCUGGAGACUUUCAUGUAAAAGGCCUCUGUAUAUGGACUGAUAUAAUCAUUCAGCUAAAGCUGUAAAGACAUCAGAAUGAACGUAAAUUCAAGUCUGUUAGUUACUUCAUGUGAUGUUAAUUUGACUAAUGAAAAUAUGUGUUUGAGGAUAGACGUUUUAUAAUUAUAGCGUUUUGUCGAUUUAAUGUCUUGUAAUAAUUGUAAGUUUUAUUAUUAUUGUAGUUGUUGUUUUUAUUAUAAGAGCCAUCAUAAUAUAAAUUUUAUUUCAA
Molecule: messenger RNA, 1320 nt
Organism: Carassius carassius (crucian carp)
Lineage: Eukaryota; Metazoa; Chordata; Actinopteri; Cypriniformes; Cyprinidae
Gene: fancf
Product: FA complementation group F
Exons: 1
Coding region: 104-1117 (337 amino acids)
Biological process (GO): interstrand cross-link repair
Cellular component (GO): Fanconi anaemia nuclear complex
Source: RefSeq, a predicted model, not a curated record